This is a messenger RNA of Anopheles moucheti, 4017 nucleotides long. It is a transcript of the gene Tnpo-SR, whose product is annotated as transportin-3. Gene Ontology annotation, molecular function: small GTPase binding. The record is from RefSeq and is a predicted model, not a curated record. Gene Ontology annotation, cellular component: nuclear membrane; cytoplasm. The coding region runs from base 154 to 2979 and encodes 941 amino acids. NCBI's taxonomy places the organism in Eukaryota, Metazoa, Arthropoda, Insecta, Diptera, Culicidae. The transcript is spliced from 6 exons. Gene Ontology annotation, biological process: protein import into nucleus.
AUCUGCUGGCGGUCCAAACACGGGUGCUCCGUCUUAUUAGUCAAAUUUCUAUGAUAAAAAGUGACCGUAGGCGUAAAGAAAGUGUCGUCGGCAGCAGCAGAAGAAAGCGGCUUGUGAAUAAGCUCAUUCGUUCGUACUCAGUGCAACGCUGCGAUGGAGCCACCGACCGCAGAAGCGGUACUGCAAGGCGUUUUCACUCUGUACAACGAUCCGAAUAAUGCGGAAAAGGAGAAAGCCUCAAAGUGGUUGGAAGAAUUUCAGAAAUCGAUUCAUUCCUGGAAGAUAGCCGAUGAGCUACUGCGGCAUAAACAUGAUCUUAAUUCCUGCACAUUCGCGGCCCAGACGAUGCGGAACAAGAUACAAAACAGCUUUCACGAGCUGCCGGAAAGCGCACACGAAUCCCUGCGGCAGUCGCUGCUGGAACACCUUAGCCACAUUACGAUAGAAACCAAGUCGGUGAUUGUGACGCAGCUGUCGCUAGCGUUGGCCGACCUAGCACUGCUAAUGUCUUCCUGGCAGAAGCCGGUCGCCACACUGCUGCAGCGCUUCUCGAGCAACCCGAACAUGAUGUACGCACUAAUCGAGCUGUUGACGCUCAUCCCGGAGGAAGUGAACUCGCGCCACCUAAGGCUCGGUGCGAAUCGGCGGAAAGAGAUUCUGCUAGACCUAGAGGCAGACUCCACACUGGUCGGCGAAUAUUUGACGCUCUGUCUCAUGAACGGCAACGAAAACGAGCUGCUCCGAGCGAAGAUACUAAAGUGUUUCACCUCCUGGGUGCAGAUCAAUGCAUUUAAGUUGCCGGAGAUAAGCGAUAACAUGAUCAUUGUGUACUGCUUCCAGCUGCUAAGUAGUGGCGCGACCAGCCCGGAUUUACACGAGUCGGCCACGGAUUGUCUCUGCUCGCUGCUAACCUGCAUGGAGCUGAACAAUUCGCGGGGUGGCCUAGACGAUAAGCUGUUCGGUGGCAUCAUGUGUCUGGAGGAGGCGUACAACAUGUCGGUCGCACAGGAAGAUCUGGACAAGUCGAUGAAUCUUUGCCGGCUGUUCACGGUGCUGGUCGAGAGCAAUUUAACGAGGAUGGUGGCCUUAUCGGACGACGAGACGCCGCACUGUUCGGUGAAAUCGCUCGAUCUGGUGCUAAACUGUGUCGGACACUACGAUUACGAGGUGGCCGAAAUUACGUUCAACAUGUGGUACCGGCUGAGUGAGGACUUGUACCAUCGUAACAAUUAUCACCUGACGGCACACUUUCAGCCGUACGUGGAGCGUCUCAUAGCGGCACUGUACAAGCAUUCGCAGCUUGACCCCGAUCAUGAUGGGUUGGUCGAGGAGGGUGGAUCAUUUAAGGAUUUCCGAUUCAAGGUUUCAGAGAUAAUCAAGGACGUCAUAUUUAUCGUCAGCUCGAUCAGCUGUUUUAAGCAAAUGUUCGUCGUACUGCAAAGCUCGAACGUGUCGUGGGAAUCGAGCGAAGCGGCACUAUUCAUCAUGCAGAACGUGGCGCGCAAUAUCCUGCCAGAGAUUAUGGAAUUGGGAGAGCGUGAGAUACCAACGUCGAGGUUCAACCAGCUUUGUGAAGAGAGUGAGGUGGUGCCGAAGGUGGUCGAGGCGAUACUGAACCUGCCGGAAAAUUGUCACAUCGCAAUCCGCUACACAUCGAUCAGCAUUUUGGGCGAACUGUGCGAUUGGAUCGAUUCGAACCCGGAAACGCUCCAGCCGGUGCUUAACUUUCUACUGUUUGCGCUGCAGCAAAAGAACGGGCUAGCGACGGCGGCCGCCAACUCACUGCAAUCGAUCUGCUCCACGUGCAAAAAGCAUAUGCUCGGUCACAUUAGCGGGCUGAUGGAGAUAGCGCGAUGUUUGGACAGCUUCGACAUACAGACGGAAUCGGCGAUCGGGCUGCUGAAGGGUAUAUCGAUCAUUAUUGGACGGCUCCCGGCCGGACAGCUUACACCGGCAAUGCAAGAACUGUGCAGCUUCCAGGUGGAGGCACUCAGCCGGCUGACAAACGGUGAUAUGGAGGGGCUGGAUGGGAAGAAGUGCCGGUCCGAUCCGGCCUUUUGGUUGGAUCGGUUAGCUUCCAUCUACCGGCACGUUAACCCGACCGUUGGCAAUAAUGAGGUGAACCCGUGCUCGUUCGUCAUCAUCAACAACUGGAAUGUGCUGUCGCGGGCACUGGAACGGUAUAAGAAUGAUUCGAAGAUAAUGGAACGCAUCGUGCGCUGCAUCCGGUACGCCAUACGGUGUAUCGGGAAGCAGGCGAUGCCGAUACUAGAACCGCUGGUGAAGCAAAUCAUCACCAUCUACUCCGGGCACAAUCACACCUGCCUGCUGUACCUCGGCAGCAUACUGGUGGAUGAGUUUGCGUACGAGGAAGGUUGCACCCAGGGGUUGCUGAACAUGCUGCAGGCAUUUAUCGAGCCAACGUUCGGUGUGCUGCAGAUGGAGAACGGGCUGAAAAACCAUCCGGACAUGGUGGAUGAUUUCUUCCGGCUCGCCACGCGGUUCAUACAGCGUGCGCCGUUGCAAUUCCUCCAGUCACCGCUCGUAACGCCAAUCAUACAGUGCGGACUGUUGGCGUGUACGCUAGAUCACCGCGAGGCCAACAUAUCUGUGAUGCGGUUCUUCUGCAGCCUGUUGCGCCACGAUCGGGUAAACGAUCUCGAACCGAUGGUGCAGUCGAUACUGGCGUCGCACGGCGAAGCACUCAUCAUGAACCUGCUGUACGCGUCCGUCUUCUGUCUGCACUCGAACAUGCUGUCCGACGUGGCGGAAGUAUUUGUCGAAAUAAAGCAACACAGUCCAUUACAACUAGAGGAGUACGUUAAGAAGGCGGUCGAUUCGCUGCCAAAGAAGAACAGUGGCGGUUCCGUCACGGUUACGCACGAACAGAUGGUACAGUUUGUAUCGAACAUUGUCAAAUCCCAAACACCAAGGGCCACGACGCAAACACUGCAAGACUUUGCGCGAUUAUAUCGAUAGACAACACAGCAGGCCCUACCACCGUGCGAAUGGAGCGAAGAAAUCGUCCACGUCGUCGUAUUUAGCUCCAGUUGUGUAUGAAACUGAUCUACAGUUUUGUUAUUAGUGACGACGUGAGAAUCACCCUGUACAUAAGUUGACUCCAUAAACGAUAGUGCUGCGGUCGCUUCGUAUUAGGGUUUCCACGAUAGUGUGGAAACAUUGUUUUUAAGUGAUCCAGAAGUACGAUGGAAAAACCGAACUCACAUUGGACCGCAAAACCGAAAAAAAAAACUAUGGAUUUAAUCGCGUGCAUACCGUCCCGUGCGUGGAACUGUGGUGCGAUUUGUACAGAGGACAUAUGGUGACGAACUUUAAAUGUGUGCGAUAAUCGUACGGAAGAUAUUAAUUAAAACAAAAGAAACAUUUCAAAUAAUUAACAAAUUCAAAUGUAACACCCCGCAUUUGCUGCUGACCCCCAUCACCCCUCCCCCUCAUUCCUUCUAAGCGAAACGAGAAGCAGAAGCCAACCGAACAUAUGCAUAGAACGUUGAAGUACGAGAAAAGUGUACGUGAUGUCCCUCUUUCCACCAAGCCAACUCCCUUUUGCUGGGUGCCCACGUUCCUGGAGUUUGAAAGACAACGCUAGCAAGGAAAAGGCUUUGUGUGUCCUUCCUCGAACGUGUUACGUUUGCGACUUAGAAGAUUUGUAGUUUCGUUCAUUUUAGAGAUCGUUCGUUCUGAGACAGCGAACUUGUGUCGAUUAGUUUUGUUUUAUGUGUUAGGUAGAAAAACCCCGUUUUCCAUCCACCUGGCAGAAGAAGCACUAUUUAGUGUGGAUGAAGAACUCCCAGAUGCUUAAUUUAAAUAUGUACCCCUUUGUGUUUACCCACCUCGUUAAGAUAACUACUAUCCCUGGUAGAUGAUAUUUAGAAUAAUACGAAUUAUUUCGCUCUCUAUCGGAUGAGUUUAACUGUGAUAUGUUGUGCUGUAAUGCAUCAAACAUAGCUCGGCGUGGUAAAGGUUAUCUUAAAACAUCAGUAGCUACAAUAUAUUCUA